Pristis pectinata (smalltooth sawfish) is the source of this 4381-nucleotide messenger RNA. Its product is annotated as disintegrin and metalloproteinase domain-containing protein 10. The coding region runs from base 199 to 2322 and encodes 707 amino acids. The transcript has 16 exons. NCBI's taxonomy places the organism in Eukaryota, Metazoa, Chordata, Chondrichthyes, Rhinopristiformes, Pristidae. The record is from RefSeq and is a predicted model, not a curated record. Gene Ontology annotation, cellular component: plasma membrane. Gene Ontology annotation, biological process: Notch signaling pathway; membrane protein ectodomain proteolysis. Gene Ontology annotation, molecular function: metalloendopeptidase activity.
GGAGGGUGACGGGCCCCGGCAGCCGGCGCGGGGUGGGCGCGUCCCUCGGCACGCCCGUGCCUGCUCUGGGAAGGUUCCUCCUUCCUCCACCGCUGGGAGCCUGACUGCACGGUGCCCACCCCCGUCCCCCCGUGGACCACCUGGUGACAUCUCCAUCCCCUGACACCGGGACGUCGGCUGCAAGGCGCUCACACUCUGAUGGCGGAGUUACCACUGAAGGCCAUGAGAAUAUUCCUCACACUCUUCCCUUUCGUUGUCUCUGCGACUUGCCGGGUUCCUGGAGCAUUGCCGGGUCCGACUGGAUCCGGUCCCAUCCCUCUCCUCAGGAGGUACGAGGCUCUGUGGUAUGACCGGGACUCCUUGAGCCGGCAGCAGGAGCGGGUGAGGCGGUCUCCACUGGAGGACGAGCCAAGGGUCCGGCUGCAGUUCACUGCUCAUCAGAGGCAAUUUCAUCUCCAAUUGAAAAGGGACUCAAGUAUGUUCACGGAAGAUUUUAAAAUUAAAACCAAGAGUGACCAGAAAUACGGAGACCUGUCACAUAUCUACUCUGGGGAGGUGCAGGGUGAGAACGGUUCCUAUUGCCAUGGCUCCAUCAUUGAUGGCCGAUUUGAGGGGUUUAUUCAAACCCAGAAGGGCAGAUACUAUGUGGAACCGAUGGAGCGAUAUGUCCAGGGGGAGAAUCCUGCCAUCCAUUCCAUCAUCUACCACCAGGAUGACGUUGACUCCUCCCACUUCCAAGGCCGGGACACCAGCUGUUUGAGUCGGCCUGUGCUCAGGAUGUCACCCCGUCACCGGCAAGAUUUCCGGGAGCAUUCAACACAGGAGCCCCUGCAUUCCAGACCGGAGCGGAGUGUUGACUACUCUCGGACGACCUGCUUGCUGCACCUGUACGCUGACCACCUUUACUCCCAGCACCUGGGCAACAGUGAGAGCAUCACGGCUCAGAUUUCCGGUUAUAUAAAGGCAGUGAAUAAAAUAUACGAAAAUGUGAACUUUGCAGGGAUACGUCAAAUAAAUUUCAAGGUGAAAAAGUUAGUGAUCGACUCUGAAUACAACGAAACCAACCCCCUUCACAGCCGCUUCCUCAGUGUGGAGAAACUCCUGGACCUGUUCUCCAAGAGGGAUUGGAGCGACUACUGUCUGUCCUACCUGCUGUCAGACCGCGAUUACAACGGCAUCCUGGGGGUCGCCUGGCAGGCGAGACCAGGGACCUCGGCUGGGAUCUGCUCACGUACUCACAACACUGGCCUGAUCACGCUACAGAAGUACGGCGCACACAUUCCUUUGAAAAUGAUCCACAUCACUCUGGCUCAUGAACUUGGCCACAGUCUGGGAUCUCCUCACGAUGAGGGUGAAGAAUGUGUUCCACCGGAAUCUUCAGAUUCCCAGGGGAAUGGUGGAAACUACCUGAUGUUUCCAUUUGCUUCCGAUGGUCUUGAGUACAAUAAUGACAAGCUCUCUCCGUGCACGAUCCAACAUAUCAGCAAGGUCCUGAUGGAGAGGAAGGACCAAUGCUUCACAGAGAGCGGCCGGCCCAUCUGCGGCAACCAGCUGGUGGAGGAGGGAGAGGAGUGCGACGUUGGACACAGCGCCGAUGAUCCUUGUUGCUAUGGUGCCAGUGAAUCCAGUGAUGUGUCCUGUAGACUGAAGCCAGGCCGACAGUGUAGUCCAAGUCAGGGAGCCUGCUGUGGGCCCCAGUGUGUGCUGGCACCUCAGCACCAGCGGUGCAGAGAGGAGACAGAGUGCGCCUUUCAGAGUGGCUGUGAUGGAGUGAGCCCUAUCUGCCCGGACUCUUCUCCCAAAGAGAACCAUACUCUCUGCAACCAGGGAUUGCUGGUGUGUGUGAACGGGCAAUGCUCGGGAUCGCUCUGUGCACAGCACGGCCUGGAGCAGUGCAGCUGUGGUUCCCUGUCCCCUGAAGAGGAGUGUCACCUCUGCUGCCAGCUGUCAGGUGAGGCUCGCUCGUGUGCCAGCUCCUCCUCAGCCCUCCUGCAGCAGUACUUCAACAGGACCCUGCUCACCCUGCCCCCAGGCUCACCCUGCAAGAAGAAGCAGGGAUACUGCGACAAGUUCAGCAAGUGCCGCUUGGUUGAUGAUGACGGGCCCAUUGCCAGACUGAAAAACACCAUCUUCGAUCCCAGCGAGUUUGAAGGCAUUUCCGAGUGGAUGAAGGAACACUGGUGGGCUGUUCUCCUCGGCAUCCUGACCCUCGGAGCACUGAUGGCGAGUACGGUGUUUAUCUUCGGAAAGACCUUGGACAGCGAGAAAGGGCAGCCGAUGACUGAACUACAAACCUUCCGUGGCCGGGCCGACGUAAUGUGAUUGAUCAUCUGAUGGACUGCGGGGGCUUCCACAGAUAACGACACCCUCCGAUCACUGGACCAACCGUGUCUCAAAGCUGCAACACCCCUCAAACAGAGGUUCCAAAUCACCCUGCGGCCGGCCUGGGAAAGACGUUCAGGGCAACGGGGAAGGAAGGGAGAAACAGGACUAUGGGAUUUUCUCCAAGGAGCUGGUGUGGAUUUGACAGGACAAAUGGCUUCAAUGUGCACUGUAGCAUUUCUACGCCUCUAUAACAUGAUAUGCAGUUACUCAGAAAUGUAAAUGAUUGGAAGUAGAUCCACACCAUCCCCACAGGUAGAUGUUCGCCAUUUCCCAAAGCUUCUAUUAAACUUCGACAUCUUUUCUUUUGGAGUCAGACUUUCAUACAUCAUGGGAAUAGACCCUGCAACCCAACUGGUCCAUGCUGACCAGGAUGCCCAUCCAAGCUAGUCACAUUUGCCUGCCUUAGGCACAUAUCCACUAAACCUUUCCCUGUCCAAAUGCCUUUUAAAUGUUGUUCAUUUCCCUCCAACAACCACAUCCUCUGGCAGCUUGUUCCAUAUACAGAGCACCCUCUGCAUAAAGUUGCCCCUCCGGCUCCUAUUAAAUCUCUCCCCUCUCACCCUAAACCUAUACCCUCUAGUUGUUGAUUCCCAACCCUGGGCAAGACUCUGUGAAUUCCCCCUAUCUACUCAUGAUUUUCUGCACCUCUAUAACAACCAUAGAACCAUAGAACAAUACAGUACAAUACAGGCCCUUCGGCCCACCAUGUUGUGCCGACCUUCAAACCACGCCUAAGACUAUCUAACCCCUUCCUCCCACAUAUCCCUCUAUCUUAAAUUCCUCCAUAUGCUUAUCUAACAAUCUCUUGAACUUGUCCAAUGUAUCAGCCUCCAUCACCACCCCAGGCAGCGCAUUCCAUGCACCAACCACUCUCUGGGUGAAAAACCUCCCUCUGAUAUCUCCCUUGAACUUCCCACCCAUUAUCUUAAAGCCAUGCCCUCUUGUAUUAACCAUUGGUGCCCUGGGAAAGAGGCGCUGGCUGUCCACUCUGUCUAUUCCUCUCAAUAUCUUGUAUACCUCUAUCAUGUCUCCCCUCAUCCUCCUUCUCUCCAAUGAGUAAAGCUCUAGCUCCUUUAGUCUCUCCUCAUAAUCCAUACUCUCUAAUCCAGGCAGCAUCCUGGUAAAUCUCCUCUGCACCCUUUCCAACACCUCCACAUCCUUCUUAUAAUGACGCUACCAGAACUGGACACAGUACUCUAAGUGUGGUCUAGCCAGAGUUUUGUAAAGCUACAUCAUUACUUUGCAGCCCUUAAACUCGAUGCCCCGACUUAUGAAAGCUAACACCCCAUAAGCUUUCCUAACUACCCUAUCCACCUGCGAGGCAACUUUCAGUGAUCUGUGGAUAUGAACCCCCAGAUCACCCCUCAUCCUCCUAUGCUCCAAUGAGAAAAGUCCUUGCCUGAUCCACCAUGCUCUAUAACGCUCUUAAGUUCUGGCAACAUAUUUAUAAAUCUCCUCUGCAUCCUUUGCAGAAUAAUGGCAUCUUUCCUCUAGCAUAGUGACCAAAACUUAAACACAAUAUUCUGAAUGUGGCCUCACCAAUAUAUUGUACAACUGUCUAUACUCAAUGCCCUGACUGAUAAAUCCCCAGCCUGUCUGCCUGCGACAUUACUUUCAGAGAACCAUGUACUUGUACUCCUCGGUCCCUCAACAACACUCCCCAGCACCCUACCGUUCACUGAGUGUUCUACCCUGAUUUAUUUUCCCAAAAUGCAACACCUCUCACUUGUUGGAAUUAAACUUCAUUUGCCAUUCCUCGGCCCAGCUGAUCGAGAUCCCUCAGUAAAUCCCAAUAACCACCUUCACCGUCAAGGACACCUUUUGUGUCAUCUUCAAACUUUCUAACCAGGCCUUGUACAUUCUCAUUUGUUUUUAAGCAUGUAAGAAAAUACCAUCAUUUGUGGCAAUGUGGGUUGUUGCCAUGGAGACAUUUAUGACACAUGCUCAGUUUCCUACCUUCUAGAACCACAGUGUAAAUGAAACCCUGUCCUGUAAG